AUGGGCACCCGUGAAGAUGUUCCUUCAGCCGAGGUCCUGGCUCCAGUGGCUGUGUACUGUGGGAGUGUCCCUCGGACCAGUGUUGGCCUCAGAGUGCCCCUACCUGGAAGCUCCAACUCUAGUCUGCCAGAUUCUGAUGAAGCCUCUCUACAGCCCAUGCCAAGUGUCUUGCUGAGCAAUGAGAAGCCAUCACAGCUUUUGAGUGGAGAUGUGGACCAGGAUAGGCUCAAACUUGAUGUUCCUUUGAAGGGUUGGCAGGCCAGGAAUGGCUACCCCAGGAACUUCAGAGCUUUGGCCCUGGGGCCCCACCCCCUGGCUGCCAGUCCCUUGCUGGAAUCAGAGGCCAGCAGUGUGGCCCGGGAUACUAUCCAGAUCAAGGACAAACUCAAGAAGAGGCGGCUCUCAGAAGGCGUGGCGGCAUCUUCUCAAGCCUCUCUGGAUCCUGGGGGAGGCCCCAAAGGAGUUCCUCUGAGGAGCACCAUUCCCCGUACCACUUCGCAGAGGCUGCUGAGGGUACCCAGGCCGAUGCCUCCCAUCCAGAGCAUCCCUACCACCCCUGAGGCCAACAGUGCCAAGGAGAAGGACCUGGACCCUCCUGGGAGCAGGCAGGAUUCCCAGGACUCGAGAGCUGGUGCCCAGGAGGUGCAGAUUUCCCGGCAAUACCUGCACUGCAAUGAUGAGGAGAUGCACAAGUCUCUGGGAGGCAUCGUGAUCCCACCCAUCCCGAAGGCCCGGGUGCCUACAGAGACCACGUCCUGUAGGCCUGGCUCCCUGUCCAGUCCCUUGGCUCCAGGCCAGGACAUCCUUAUUGGAUCCAGGGCCCCACCUACACGAUUGACUCGGGAGAGUGGGCCUCUGGAGAAGACCCCUGAAUCUCUGGAGCCAAAGCCUUUGGUCCCAGCAGUCAGAGCCAGGUCUGCUGCAGCCCCUGAGAAGUCCCUGGCUUCAUCACAGUCUGCCCCUACGCUGACAGCUUCCUUCUUCAGCCAUGCCAAAGAAGCCCACCCCUUGCUGAAAGAAGAGGACCAGAAGAGGACCAGCACCAAGAUCCAAGUCACCAUUUCCAAGUCUGCCCAGGAAAAGAUGCGACUGAAGCAGCUGAAGGAGAUGGAACUGCUUCGGAGGGCAAAGGAGGCAGAGGCGGAGCCAGAGCGAGAGCUGGCUUCCCAGGGCACUGAGCCUCAGAGAACCUUAGUGAAGGAAGGCCUCCUUCCACUUCGAGGCAGUGGAACCUUGUCUGUGCCCACUGGUUUGAGCAACCCACGCAGAAACAACGUUGGCGUCAUCCCGAGGAAGCGGGCUAACCGAGCCUCCCUGCCCAGCAUCCCCGUCAGCAAGCAGGAACCCAGCUUUGCCCGCCACGCAUCAGCUAACUCGUUACCUGCUGUGCUUACCUUGGGCUCUCCUGAGUGGGAGGAAGAGGAAGAGGAGAUGGAUCUGAGAGCCUUCAGGGAGUUGAGGCCCUUCUCCAACCCAGAGGUGGGGUUGACAGAUGCCCUCCAGUGCCUCAACAGAAAUGACUGGCAGAUGAAGGAGAAGGGCCUGGUGAGCAUCCAGCGCCUGGCAGCUUGUCACUCGGAGGUCCUUGGUGCGAGGCUGCAUGAUGUGUCCUUGGCAGUAACCGUGGAGGUCACUAAUCUCCGCUCUAAGGUGUCCCGCCUGGCCAUCAGUACUCUGGGAGACCUUUUCCGGUCCUUAAAGAAGAACAUGGACCAGGAGGCUGAAGAGAUCACCCGCUGCCUUCUUCAGAAGAUGGGGAACACCAGCGAGUUCAUUCAGCGUGCAGCCAACAGGGCCCUGGGUGCCAUGGUGGAAAACGUCACCCCUGCUCGUGCCCUGGGGGCCCUCACCUCUGCGGGUGUCUACCAUCGGAACCCCUUAGUCCGGAAAUGCACUGCCAAGCAUCUUUCUGCUGUCCUGGAGCAGAUUGGAGCUGAGAAACUUCUUUCAGGAACCAGGGACAACACAGACAUGCUGGUGCACAACCUGGUGAGGUUGGCCCAGGACUCUAACCAGGACACGAGAUUUUAUGGCCGGAAGAUGGUGAAUAUCUUGAUGACCAAUGCAAAAUUUGAUGCAUUUCUGAAGCAGUCCCUCCCGUCUCAUGACCUGCGGAAAGUCAUGGCGGCCAUUAGACAGAGGGGAAUACAAGAUAAUCAUGAACUUCCAUCUGCCAAAGGCCACAAGGUGUUGAAGAGUCUGGUGGUGUGUGAGAAUGGGCUGCCAAGUGAUGAGGGGUUUGGCUGCAAUGGCCCACGACUGACGGGGCUGCGCUCCUCCGUGCGGGGUGAUAUGGAAAUGGUGGAGCAGCUGCGGGAGCUGAUAAGGUUGCUGGAGGCCAAGGAGUUCCAGUCCCGGAUGGAAGGUGUGGGGCGGCUCCUUGAGUACUGUAAAGUUAAACCAGAGCUCAUCGCUGCCAACCUGGUCCAGGUCUUUGAUGCCUUCACCCCAAGGCUUCAAGAUUCCAACAAGAAAGUGAACCAGUGGGCGCUGGAAUCCCUCGCACAGAUGUUCCCCAUCCUCCAAGAGAGUGUACACCCCAUGCUGCUCUCUCUCAUCAUCAUGGUUGCAGACAACCUCAACUCUAAGAACUCUGGGAUUUCUACUGCUGCCUCCACUGUGCUGGAUGCGAUGAUGGAGAGCCUGGACCACCUUUGCCUCUUGCAAGCAUUUGCUGGUCGUGUGCGUUUCCUGAGUGGCCCUGCAGUGUUGGAUGUCACAGAACGCCUAUCAGUGCUGGUGGCCUCAGUGUACCCCCGGAAGCCCCAAACUGUGGAACGGCAUGCCCUUCCUGUCCUCUGGUACUUCCUGAACAACAUGACUGGGAACGGUGUUCUGCCUGGGCGUGGCGGGAAUGUGCGCACUGUGGUGUGCCAGCUGGCCAGGAGCCUCCAGGGGCAAAUGGGGUCCCGCCUGCAGGACUUUGCUGCUAGCCAACCAAAGCAAGUCCUCAAGAUGCUCCAGGAACUUCUAGAUUCUGAAUCCCUGGGGGGCAGCCAGAAAGUCACCAGUGGAGGGAUGCGCCAGAACAGCAAGAUGACUGGCAACUUAUGUCCUGUUCUGCUGGAUUAA
Molecule: messenger RNA, 3072 nt
Organism: Nannospalax galili (Upper Galilee mountains blind mole rat)
Lineage: Eukaryota; Metazoa; Chordata; Mammalia; Rodentia; Spalacidae
Gene: Togaram2
Product: TOG array regulator of axonemal microtubules 2
Exons: 19
Coding region: 1-3072 (1023 amino acids)
Biological process (GO): microtubule cytoskeleton organization
Cellular component (GO): cilium; cytoplasmic microtubule
Molecular function (GO): microtubule binding
Source: RefSeq, a predicted model, not a curated record